Messenger RNA from Orbicella faveolata, 3474 nucleotides. RefSeq lists its product as uncharacterized. The record is from RefSeq and is a predicted model, not a curated record. Gene Ontology annotation, biological process: regulation of transcription by RNA polymerase II. Gene Ontology annotation, cellular component: nucleus. NCBI's taxonomy places the organism in Eukaryota, Metazoa, Cnidaria, Anthozoa, Scleractinia, Merulinidae. Gene Ontology annotation, molecular function: DNA-binding transcription factor activity, RNA polymerase II-specific; RNA polymerase II cis-regulatory region sequence-specific DNA binding.
AAUUUUCCAACUCAAUAGAGCGCGCAGGAAACACUUAACCUUCUGCGGUUAAAUUACGUCAGUAGUUUAUUCCAUUUCCUACGCUUUUGUACUGCUAAGCACGUCCCUAAUACAGUGAAAUCUUCACUGAAAUGCUCUAGGUCCAAGUUUUUCCUACACAUUUUGUUUCAGCGGAAGAGAAAUGGGACCCGUUGCUAAGUGAUUGUUUUCUCAAAUAAGCUCGUAACCAUUUCCGGUUGAGCUCGAUUUCACGCACGCGCUGGAUGAUGGACGACAUAAACAACUGCGAUAUCAUAGCAACCUUGAGCCAAUCAAAAUCUUGCAUUUGGCGUCUGCAGAUAACGAGAUUAAUCCAUAGCAACUCAAUGUCCAAUCAAAUCACAAAAAGUUGUUGAUAGCGCUUUGUUACUUUGAUUAAUUCAGGUAGGCAAGAAUAAUAGCCGGCGACGAUGCUCAUUCAUUACAUUUACUCACGCUUGCUUGCAACGAGCGUUUGCUUCUACCUGCUAAGUGGGAAAGGAACAAAUUGUUGGUUAUUUUUUUUAAAAUCGAGUACCGUCUUCUUCAUAUCCUGCACUGAUGACACGGAAAUGUUUCACACCGAUCUAAAGUGUCCAUUCCCUGCCUGCUGAAAUUGUCUCCGUCAAUAGAGCGCUUUAAACAUCUCGGUUUAUAUUUUUUUGCUGUUUCUAAUCGGAAUCCAUCAAGAAGUACGACACUUCUCUGGCUUUAUCAUCCUCGCAGAUUUAGAGCUGGUGAAUAUUGCUGCCAAUCGACGAAGCCACUUUGCAUUCGAAAAGUUUGUAAUUAAAUUGCUACAAUUUCCGAGCGUUUACAGCUCUGACACUCGUACGUGCGUCAAAGGGACGCCUCAACCUGCCUUGGUAAAUCAACUGGAAAAACCAUAACCAGUGACAAGUUGAUCAACGCACACAGGAAAUACACCAUCGAGAACGUCGACUACGGCAGUAUUUGGACUUGAUCUAGGGGUCGAGAGAAGAUCUAAAACGGGACAGCUGCUUAAAAUAAUUCAUCAAAGUUAGUCGGCGACGGGUUAUUAUGAACAACAAGAUGCCAGUUGCAGUGCAAUCAUAUGCAGAAAGAUUUGCAGCAAACUGGAAGGCCCAGAACCCUGCAGACCAAGAGGAAGAACAAGCUUCGUUAGACGAUAGUUUAACAAAUCUUCAAUGGCUGCAUAGCAUUAGCAUACAGGACAUCGCACCCUCGACUACUUCUAUAGCUCCUUCACCGAGCCCAUCGACGAAUUCAUGCGACUCCGACGAUCGCAGUGACACUAGCGAUGGAUUUAAAGACGUCCACUGUAAAGAGCCAAACAUUGAUUACAAAAACGAUGCCAACCACAAACCGCCAUAUUCUUACGCGACAUUAAUUUGUAUGGCCAUGAGAGAAACCAACAAGACGAAGAUUACACUCAGCGCAAUUUACAAGUGGAUCAAAGAAAACUUCAUGUAUUAUCGAGUUGCGGAUCCAACAUGGCAGAAUUCAAUCCGCCACAACUUGUCUUUGAACAAGUGCUUUGUGAAGGUGGCCAGAAACAAGAACGAGCCUGGGAAAGGAGGUUUUUGGAAAAUAGACCCUGCAUAUGCUGACAUGUUUGUAGAUGGUGUGUUUAAAAGGAGGAGAGGUGUAAACACACAAAAGCCAUCCAAGAAAAGUUCUUUGAAACCUUGUAAAAAGGCAACAUCCAAGAGAUCAUCAGAUAGUCUUAAAAAUUCACUCUCUAAACAAGAUCAAGAUGAUGAACCAUGGGCAAAAAAGAAGUUUAAACCUGUUAAAAUUAAGAUUGAAAGGCAGGAUGACGAUGAUAAUGAACUUUUCAUGGAGGAAGAAAUUGCUCCAUUUUCUGGUGGUAUAAAGGAAGAAUUCAGUUGGAUGACAGUGUUGACAAAUGAUGAAAUAGAUGAAAGUAUACGAGAGAUUGCAGAUGCCCAUGGAAUUUCAUUUGAUAGCUCAAUUCCUGUGACAAGCCUCUCUGGAUUUACCACACCUGUUUGCUUGAGUCCAACUCCAUCACAUGAUAGCACAGAUGGCGAUACAUUUCAAGUUGAACCCAACCUAGACUUGACAAUCAGAGGGAUAGGAUUACUACCACCUCGUGAAAACUUGGCAACACCCUCACCAACCACAUUAACUGAUGCUGCACAGUCUGUAUUUAACAUGCCACCCUCUCCUCCCUUGAUGUAUGAGGAAGAGCAUCCCUGGGCAGAGACAGACAACGACUUUAUAGACUGUUUUGAGUUGGAUGGGAACAACAAUGACAUUUGGUAAUGUUUACAAGACACUCUCAGGGAGUUAAUUUCUCAUUAAGUUUGAUUAAUGGCCAUUAUGUAGGAAGCUGUUGGGAGUCACCUAAAGGAUGAGCACUGCUGACACUGGCACAUACCAAACCAAACCAGUUUAAUUUCAGAGAAAAGGGCCUGACUGUCCUUGAAAAAUUUGCUGCCUUAACUCUAAACUCUCCUAGGAUGAUCUUUGCUGAGUGGUGAUGAUGGGACUUACAGGAAGACAGCUUUCAUUGACUGAUGGAAUCAUUUAGAAUCAAAAUAAAUUCCAAGUAGUGAUGAACCAUCAGUAAAAUUAAUCGAACUCUGAUAACUUGUUUGACUGCACACUUUACAAAAACAUGUGCCAACAUACUAACAUAAUUUGUACUCGCAGUAUCUCCAAGCUUAACUCAAUGGGUUUAUAUUUUUUAACAGGCAUUCUCUAAAAGAGAAAAUUUGUACAUAAAGUUCCAAUAAUUAAUGUUUUAAAUUAUGAUGCUAGCUUUCAAAGCAGUAUUUUUUGUGAAGUUUGCUACAUACAAAUUAUGUGCAGGGUAAUACACCCAAUAAGUGUACUAUAAGUGAGUUUAAUUAAUUUAAUAUAUAUAAAGGUGCUAUAUAUUAAAUGGUGACAGAAGCAAAGAACAUUUUUGAUGGAUCAUGGUUAUAUCAGAAUAUGGCAUUAAUAUACAAGUACAUACAUUGUAAUAUUUUGUUAAAUUGUACAUUAUUCAAAACUAUCAGAAAAGAGUGGGAAUUAUUGAACUUAGAUAACAGUUUUUAGAAUAAACUGAAGCUUGAAACAGAUUGACAGAGAAAGACUUCUCUGGCUUCUUGCACGCUAGUUCAUUUUGAAGUUUGCAAGACGGAACAGCUGUGUUUUUCCAGGAUUUUGCUCAACUUGUGUCACUCCCUAAAAAGUAAUUAACGUCAGUUUUCAUUAGUCAGUGAGGUCCUUACAUUCGGCAAUUUAAAUAUGAAUUAAACAAAAGAAAAACUUGUGUUAAAAUAGUUUAUUGGCAGCAUAUGCUUUACAGACAUAUUUUAUUAAGCAAUCCUUUCUCUUAAGAAUAUUGAUGGCCUCAAAAUACAGCUGUCAACAUGAAUCUGCUUUGUAAAGUUAAAAGAUAUAUAGAGCAUAUUUAAUUGUGUGAAGAAUAUUGAAUCUGAAUAAAAUGUGUGGAUUUUA